Molecule: messenger RNA, 760 nt
Organism: Cylas formicarius (sweet potato weevil)
Lineage: Eukaryota; Metazoa; Arthropoda; Insecta; Coleoptera; Brentidae
Exons: 5
Coding region: 73-666 (197 amino acids)
Source: RefSeq, a predicted model, not a curated record
GUAAAGUCAGGAUAUAUCACAUCAAUUCGUGCAGCCCCAUCAACAGACUCAAAUUGGGAACCCGGCAACAAAAUGAAAGAGAUUGGACCGGUUGUCAACGUCAAAUCCCCGGAAAUGACGUUAAAAUUGCCUGCGGAGUUGAGAUACUGCGUGUACAAACAUCCCAACUCCACGACAUACCGGUACGUGUGUUUCGAGCGUGAGAUCUGUUGCCGUCGAGGAAAUGGCUGUUGCCCGAUGGGUCCAGCUCGCUAUCUCCAGUCUUGGACUUUUUGGUUGUGCGUUUUGUUCGCCUUUGUGACGGUCUAUUUGAUCUGCUGGUACUGCAAGAAGAUAGAAAAGGCUCGACAAAUCAUCAGGAAUAACAACAGGGUGGCCGUUGCUUCUGGAAGGGCCGAUCCCACGGGUCGUGCCGCCGGAGUGGACAGGGUGUUGGAAAACCUUAUAAGGAACUAUCGAAAUCAACUGUUAUCGGAGAAUUCCCGAGAUUCGACUCCUGUCGGCGCUAAAGAUCCUCCUCCGGAAUACACCGAAGCGGUGACGAUGGCCAAACCGCCAGACGAAAACCGUUUGAAUGAAAAACCAGCUACCGAGUGCGUGGUGGCGGAAACAAAAGAUGAAGAGGCCGCUCCCAGUUACGAGCAGGCUGUAAAAAUUUGCAAAUAAAUGUUUUCCCCUUUGGGCUUAGGAAAAUAAUGUAGGCACUUCCUACAACACGGUAGCUGUAAUUUUCCCAUCUUGUCUUUUUUCAAAACAAUUU